Messenger RNA from Branchiostoma belcheri (Belcher's lancelet), 2271 nucleotides. RefSeq names its product DEP domain-containing protein 7-like. Bases 43 to 1626 code for a protein of 527 amino acids. The transcript is spliced from 11 exons. Gene Ontology annotation, biological process: intracellular signal transduction. The record is from RefSeq and is a predicted model, not a curated record. NCBI's taxonomy places the organism in Eukaryota, Metazoa, Chordata, Leptocardii, Amphioxiformes, Branchiostomatidae.
UGCGAGACUAGCGCGAACUGCACGACGGGAAAACUACCAACGAUGGCGGCAGCUUCAAGUGGACAGACAUUCGGCCCUUUCAAGGCGACACAAAUCUGGAAUGGAAUUAUCCACCACCUCCAAGAGCACGCGAACGUUCGGAGACACCGGCGAGGGCUGAAGUACCACCAGCACUGCUUCACGGGCGCUGACGCCGUCAGUGUUCUCCUGAUCUACCUCCAGGACAACAGUCUGCAGUUCGGGGCCUGCGAUAUCACCAGGAUGAAAGUCAUCAGAUUGUGUCAGGUUCUGAUGGACAAUGGAGUGUUCCAGCCUGUUGGUAUGAAGGCCAAGUCCAAAGGGAAGAAGUCUCGACCAUUCGAUGACAGCAACAGCAAACUCUACAGGUUCACAAAAGCCAGUAAGUCAGGAGAAGGCAAGGAGAAUGUGGUCAUGACAAGUGAGGACAGCCAAUCAGAAGAGGAGGAUUCGGGUGUGAUCCAGAACACCCUCGCCAUGGCAACCAGUGAUGAGAUUCUGCGGGAGCUGUUCGGGGAGACGUACAGCCAAGAGACGGAUCGCGAGUCCAUCUGGUCCUCCACCAGCAGUCUGGCCAGUAAUGGUUCAGGCUGUAGUAUAUCACACGCAGACCUUUCAGUCCUAGACGAGGUGUGGAAGGAAAUGACGCUGGUUAAACUGCUGACCAUCGUGGAGCUGCCCCUCCUGGACGGUAUCCUGAGCAUGUGUAGUGAGGCCAAGCAGCAGAGACUGAACAUGCGCCGCGGUCUGGUUAUCUCCAACACCUGCUGCACGGCAAGCUCCGAUUCAGAUAGCGACAGCAUACAUUACUUCUUGACCCAUGACCCCUGGAUAACCUCUGGCCUGGCAUGUCUGGACUUCAUGCCAGAGAACAUUGGAAUGAAACUGAGCAACGCGGCGGCCGACACGCCCGACUGGAAACUCUCUCUGUACCAGGCCAUCGCAGACCACUACACACACCUGCACGAACCUCUGUUGACCAAUCGGCUGUUCGAUGUGCAUGUGGCUGUCCUGACUCUGAUUGUGAAGAAUAAGUUAGCCCAGGCAGUGAAGGCCCUACAGCUGGUUCUCCUGCUGCUGCCUUCAGAGAGCCGGGAGGAGCUGAGGAGGUUACUCCGCUUCAUGGCUCUGAGUUCCUCCAACACACAGCUGGUAUUCCAUAAACAGUGUGACAACAGGACGUCCAUCCGUAGAGCCUUCACCAAAGCCAUCGUGCGGAACCCUGUCCUCGGCAAAGGCCAGACCGAGCAGCUGGUCAUGUACAUGGUCGACAACCACCGCGAGAUCUUCCAGAUCCCUCCCGAUCUGAAAGAAGCCGUCGAAAUGAAGAUCCAAUCCUUACGAUCGGGGGUGAAGCCAGAAGACAUCCCUCUAGGUAAGGUUGCAGGGAGGAACCCCUCUUUGCCAGGGGUUGGCUUCUGCAAGCGAAUCACGAUCCAGGAAUACGAGGCUCAAGCGAUCACGGAGACAGAGAAAGCGCUGGUUGAGAUGAUGAACAGGAUCCUGGACCACACCAAGAUGUCCGUCAAGGAGAAGCAGCGCCGUCUCAACGACUUCUGGAGACACCACCCCAAAAUCUACGCCAAGUUCUUCUCCGGGAUGAUGUGAUGUUCUGAUCAUGUGGAAGCAUGUUGGCAGAACGUACUGCACCUGUACGAAACCCGUAAUGUGUUGUGUAUAGCACUUCGGCAGAAUGUCUCAUAGAAGGUCAUAGUUGCACAUGUAAGUUUAACAUCCCGUCUGUAGUUUCCAAAUGUUAUGUCGGAAAAAAAAUUGUCUGCAAUAGGCAAAAUUCUGAUGCAACAUUGACCAAAAAUCCAACGAAAACUGUGAGAAAUGGGGGUUUUACGCAGCACAGUGUGUUCUGCGUACGUGCUUCAUGUGGACACAGUUUCAAAACCUCAAGUGCCAAGCAGUAACUAGGAUGAACCAUGGGCUGGUUUAGGAGAAACAAAGUGGAGGAGGGGGUGAGAUGACCAUUUGAAAAAGUAACUCCUAUACAUGCACAUCAUAUUCUUCUUGCCAUGAAGUUUCUUGUACAUACCCUUUCAGUCCCUGAUAUCAAUACUGUUAUUGUUAACCACAAUUGUUGAAAUGGUAAAAGAUGGUCAGAUUAGCAUGAAAUCAAGUGUACAGUAUACUUCAAAUCAAAGUAAAGUUAACAUGUACAUAUUGUAAAAGAGAUCAUACCUACCUCCCUGUCUACAGAUCUUGUUAUAACAUCUGUCCCCCAAAUGCUUUUUAACUUUGUAA